AUGACUGGCUAUAACGGAGGUGGUGGUGGCUACCCCCCUCCUCCUCCAGGCCACUACUUGCCUCCUUACCCGCCUUCUGCCCCCGGAUUCGACUCGGCGCGUCGUCCCCCGCCACCAUCCGGAUUUCCGCCUGGCCCACCACCACCGUCGGGCGGAUUCCCUCCUUUCCCUCCAGGAGGAGGAGGGUUCAACCAGGCCCCAGCUCCACUUCCACCUCGCCCACCCUUCCCCCCUGUCGAACAGUACAACCCUGUCACUUCGUCUUCGUUGCCGCCCAAACCUACCUUUACGUCGUACGACCCAUAUGUGCCCGCCGCAUACGACCCCAGCGCGCCCCAGAUCCAUGGGAACUCGAGCGGCGGCGGGUAUGUACCCCCACGUCCGCAGGCGCAGCCGCAACGGCCUCCAGCACGCUCCGGCACGGCAUCAAAUGAGAUCGCAGAUCUCCCUCUGCUCACGUCCCCGACCACGGCCACAAUCGGGUCGUACACGGCCAACGUCUACUCGCUCCCAGACAGUCAGCUGCCCAUCACGAAAUACGUGAGCGUCAACCCCGAUGAAGGCGUCGACAUUCACCGUGCCGUCUGCCAGAGUGGCAUCACCAAGUCGCUGUGGUACGCCGAAGCCUCAGUGCGCGCCGGUGAGGGCUGGGGAUCUGCCAUCGAAUGGGUCCUUGAGACGAGCAUGUCGGGCGCCAAGCUGCGCGUUUGUGCCGGCAACAAUGACUCACUGGGCACUGAGCUCAGCGCCAUCAUCAAGGCUGUCGAGGGCUUCUAUGACCAGCUCAAACAGUCCAUCCGUACAGCCAAGCCCAUGCUCCACGAGCUUGUGCUCUUCUGCAGUUCGCCAGCCGCCAUUGUCAGCAUCGACACGAGCUCGCGUCCCGAGAGUCUCCAGUUUUGCAGGCUCUGGGCCUCAGUCUGCACCGAAUUCGCGCGCGCGCACCUCACCCUCGUGUACCUCCCGAGCGGCAACAAUGAUGUUGAGGGGCUGGUCCUCGCACGCAAGAUUGCCGACGUCGCCUCGGCCAACAGCUACGCCAAGCGCAAAAAGGACCGCGUGAUCGAGGACAUUUACUACCGUCCAGGUGGCGGCGAUCCUGCUCCCCGUGGCAGCACCGAGGGUGGUCCGUGGCAGCGUGGCGACGCCGACCCAUCCCGUCGCAAGUCUCCCUUUGAACGUCCCCAGCCUCUGCCGUCCCCCGUUCCAGAGUACAGUCCAUCCCCCGUCGCUUCGCAGCCUCCCCAAUCGCCGAUUGAGGCUCCUCUCCCACUGCUGCGCUCCCCGUUCCCUCCCAACUCCACAUUGCUUCCCCCUGUGCCGGACGUGUCUGAAGAUGAACCGCUCCAACCCCGCGCAGGCGCUCUUUGCGUGACACACUUUCCUGAUAAAGCGUCUGCCAAGGAACUCGGUAUCUUGUUCGCCCAGUUUGGUGACAUCAAUUCCGUGGACAUCUUCUCUAUCCCUCCCGUCAAGCCUCGCUUUGCGUUUGUCACCUACACGGAACCCACCGUUUCGAUUGCGGGUGUGGUGGCGGCCCUUAACCACAAGCCCGUCAAGGUCGACCCUCAGUUUGCCGAGACGCAUGCCGAGCACCUUGCCAUUUGGAACGGCCACGUCAGCCUUCUGACUGUAGUCGAGUCCGAUGCUAACCGGCUCUUGCCGCUGGCUCUUGCGAAAGAGUUCACAAAUCUUCCCGCCUAUGCGACCGAGUACAAGGGCACCGAUCCCUACGGCAAGAGGGAACGCGAUACAUCAGCCGACAUCAGGCCACUCCCCAAAAGGCUCAAGAGCGGUCUCUCUGACACUCCUGAAGACAAGUCUGACGCCAACCCGGUCGCCAUCACGUCCUCUGACUCUCACCCGGCUCGACCUGCGUCCUCAACCCUGUCUGACAGCAUGGCCAUCGCUGCGCCGAGCUCGCCACCCGACGCCAAUGGCUCUCAAAACUCUCACCCUCACGGGCUCCCACCCACCCCUCUGACGGCUUCGCACCCCGGCGAGCCCUCCUCUGCGAUGUCAAGCCCCUCCGGCAAACCUCCUUUGACAAACUCUGCGGCUGAACCUCAAGAGUUCCCCAUCAAGCUCAGCGGCAAGACGCUCCAGGCGCAGAUCAAUCUCGUUCGCAACGUGUUUGUGAAGCAUGACAAGAGUAACUGGAUUGCACACACGUGUCUCAUCGCAACGGACCUUGACCAAGCCCGCCGCGCGCUUCAAGCAGACCUCUACGCGACCGACGAAGCCUUCAUCAACGGCCGCGACUUGGAAGGCACUCUGUCGUCUCGUGGAUUCACUGCCCCGCGCGUCGACGCGUUCAUUACCAAGGUUCUGAAGGUGCUUGACGGUAUCGCUCUUGCGGAUGAGUUGGAGCAAGGCGGACCCCCCGCGGCGCUGGUUGAAGAUUCCUCGUCGUUGGAAGCCGAGUUGGCGGCGGCGCUUGACGAGUACCCUGAGCAGACGCGUGAAGCCAUGACGGCUGCCGGCAAGGUGUUGGAAUACCUCGACAGGGGUAAGAAUGCUCAGGAAAAGAAGAGGCUCGAUGUGGAGCGCCGCGUUGGUGUGCUCCAAGGCAUGGUGAAGAUUGGAGAGCAAGUGAGUUCGGUUGUGCGCUACCUCUUGACGGACGGGCAGUAG
This is a messenger RNA of Apiotrichum porosum, 2634 nucleotides long. RefSeq lists its product as uncharacterized. Lineage: Eukaryota; Fungi; Basidiomycota; Tremellomycetes; Trichosporonales; Trichosporonaceae. The transcript is spliced from 3 exons. Gene Ontology annotation, molecular function: nucleic acid binding. The record is from RefSeq and is a predicted model, not a curated record. Bases 1 to 2634 code for a protein of 877 amino acids.